Molecule: messenger RNA, 1206 nt
Organism: Cyphellophora europaea CBS 101466
Lineage: Eukaryota; Fungi; Ascomycota; Eurotiomycetes; Chaetothyriales; Cyphellophoraceae
Exons: 1
Coding region: 1-1206 (401 amino acids)
Biological process (GO): peptide modification; carbohydrate metabolic process
Cellular component (GO): plasma membrane
Source: RefSeq, a predicted model, not a curated record
AUGUAUCGAAACUUCGUUCCCAAGGAGCCUCCAAUUCUUGCAGAUCCCAAGGAGGAACUGCUGGCUUCGCUGACUCGCAUCAAUACCUUCAACCCACCUGUUCAGACAUGCUCGACUGGCUGGAGAUUCUCAGGACUCUAUUCGGGGCCAACCUCGGUCGCAUAUCUCUUCUACCGCCUAGCCCAGCUCUAUCCUGACCUGACUUUCAAGUCACAGUCACUAUCUGACUGGGCUGCAUCCUACCUUGAGCUCGGGUCCUCCUACAUCACCAGCGGCCGCCACGGUAGAGAACCCGUAGACCCUGAUCACUGUGGCGUCGCCAACGAAACCCUCAGUCAGCUGGCCGUCCGGGCCGCCCUGCUCGAAGACGCCAGCCUCGCCCAGCAGCUCUGCUCCUACUCCACAGCCAUCAACGCCCAACCAAACGGCUCGGACGAGUGGCUCUACGGCCGUGCCGGCUACCUCUAUCUCCUGCGCCUGGUCCGCUUCGCGUUCCCUGCAUCCUCACACAGCUCACUCAUUGACACCAUCUCCAAAACAAUCGCCACAACCAUCACUCGCAUCCUAGCCUCACCACAACCAUGGAUCUGGCACGGCAAACCCUACAUCGGCGCCGUCCACGGCUCCAUCGGCAUCAUCACGCAGAUCCUGCUCUCCUCCGCCACCCCUAAUCAACACGCCGAGCAGCUUGGAUCCCGCAUCCACGCCAUCCUAGACCUCCAGCUCGAGAGCGGCAACUUCCCUUCCUCCUCCCUGCCCGAAAAAACCACGUCAGACCGCCUCGUCCAAUUCUGCCACGGUGCACCUGGGAUCGUGAUUUCCCUCACUAGCCUGGCACCCUACUACCCAUCAGCCACCUCGGAUCUGUCUACACGCAUCGAGCAAGCUAUAUCCUCCGCGCAGCCAGUGCUCGAAGCGCGGGGCCUGCUCACCAAGCCCCCGUGUCUAUGCCACGGCAUCGCGAGCAACGCCAUGGCCCUGGCGUCCGAUGAUGACAACCGGUUUCUCGAGUUCCUGAGCCACAUGGGCAGCGACCUUUUAGAGGCACGAAUGUCGUGGAUGGCGGAGGCGGGGCGGAACGAUGCCUUCGUCGGCCUGUAUGCAGGCGAGGCGGGCCGGGCGUGGAUGUGGGGUAUGGCUGAUCAGGCGCGAAAUCAUGGCAGGGCGAGGCAGGAGGUUGGGCUGAUUGGUUACAAUGAUAUUUGA